UCAUGAUUACAGAUUUUUAUUUCUUUUAAUUUUUUGUCAUGCUAAGGCUAACCGAUCAUUAUUUUAUGUUUUUUCUUUAGUAUUAUACCGUAUUGUAUACAUUGCACUCAUAACAAUUCGAUACAGUAGGUACUUAUUCAUUAAUUAUCGAACAGUCGACUUGUAGUGUAUACACAGUACACAAAAUACUGCAUCGAUACACGAGUGUACCAGAUUGAUGGAGAAAGUAGUAUAUUAACUAUAGUUAACUGUUCAGUGUUAGUUCCUAACUAGUAACUAUACCUAGUAGGUAACUAUAGAAGAUAGUUGACGUAAAUGGUGCAUCUACCCAGUGUGCUGUACUGCUGUUGGCUAUUGUAAAAAUUGUUAUGACUUAUAUUUUAUAAUUUAACAUUUGGCCUGCAUUAGUAUUAUGUAUAUUGUAGUAGGUACCUAGUUGUCAAUAUUGAGCUGUAACGUUUGUUUUAAUUGAUUUAUAUAUGUCAACUGAGGAUUAUAAACUACAUUUUGAAGAACCAAUUAAUACUCUAUACAUAAAUAACCACAGUUGAUUGUUUGUAUAGUUGAUACAAUUGAAUAAAUCAUUAUGGAACAAAUAAAUAACUCUGUUGAAGUGUUAAAUAUUGUAAGAUCGAUUGUGCAUCAUUUAAAUAAAGUCAACUUAGCUAAUAUGAUACAGAAAAUGAUUGCUUUGCGAAUAAAUAAUGUUAAACUACUCGAAGAAAUAUCAGAUAUAAUAUUUGAUCGAGCUUUACGGAGACAAAAUUGUACACAUAUAUAUGCCCAUAUGUGUGCAGCUAUGAUUAACGACUCUAAGUUUAAUAAACCGGUUACAAAUACUAAGACUACAUUUCAAAAAGUUCUAUUAGAAAAAUGUGAAAAUGUAUUUUAUACUUUGACCAAUUAUCAACAAGAGUUAGAUAAAUUUAUAGAGAAGAUGAAGAACAAUAAUGUGGCACCAAAUAAGUUUAUAACCUCUCUGAAUCAUUUUCAGUUUGAUUUUAAUAAAACAUCUAUGUGCAAUUGUAGAUUUAUGGGAGAACUGUUUAGAAAAGGUGCUUUUCCAAAAAAAGUUAUAUUGUCAUGCAUUACACAAUUAUGCGAGCAAUUAAGUAAUGAAAAAAAUGAAAUACAAUUGUAUUGUUUAUGUAUAAUACUACAAUUAGCAGGACCAAUAUUAUCAAAAACAUAUGAUUUGAACAUACCAAUAAAUAAGCUUGUAACGUCUUUAGAUAACCAUGACAUGUCAUCGGCACUAAAAUGUUUAAUACUUCGAGUACAAAGAAUGCAUUCUAAGGGUUGGAUAAAUGAGGAGUCUGUUGAGUUUGUAGAAAACAAUUAUUUUGACUUCAGUAAAUUACCAUUACAAAUGAAAAGUGUGUAUAGAUUAAAAUCAUAUAAGAUAAUGGCAGAAUGGAUUUUUGAUGAAUGUUAUGAUGUUCUUUUCGAUUUUGUCAACAAGAAAAAAACUAAUGAAGUUAUACAGUUAUUAGAAAUGAAAAAUACUUGGAUUUGCUAUGAUCCAGUAUCUUUUGUUGUAUCAUUGAUUCUUGUAGCCCUUGAAGAAAAUCAAAAUAUAAGAAAUUAUGCUGGAAAACUUUUAGAUCAUCUCAAUAAAAAAAGAUUGUUAUCAAAUCGUUUAAUUAAAUUAGGAGUCAACAAAGUAUUGAACGACUCAGGCAUUAAAAAAGAGUAUCCAAAUUUGUCAAACUUAAUUUUUGAUAUAACUGCUCACUGCUCAGUCUAACCUUUAAAGUUGAAUAAUGCCUGUUAAAUUUCAAUUUGUAGUAAUUAAUCACAUAUUUUAUAGAAUUUUGUUAAUUUAUAAAAAAUAAUGUUUUUGUUGAAUUAUUUU
Messenger RNA from Myzus persicae (green peach aphid), 1855 nucleotides. Its product is annotated as eukaryotic translation initiation factor 4 gamma 1-like. Gene Ontology annotation, molecular function: protein binding; translation initiation factor activity; mRNA binding. NCBI's taxonomy places the organism in Eukaryota, Metazoa, Arthropoda, Insecta, Hemiptera, Aphididae. The transcript has 11 exons. The record is from RefSeq and is a predicted model, not a curated record. Gene Ontology annotation, cellular component: eukaryotic translation initiation factor 4F complex. The coding region runs from base 587 to 1747 and encodes 386 amino acids.